This is a messenger RNA of Anisakis simplex (herring worm), 429 nucleotides long. The record is from the annotation of a GenBank genome assembly. NCBI's taxonomy places the organism in Eukaryota, Metazoa, Nematoda, Chromadorea, Rhabditida, Anisakidae.
AUGUUCUGGCAAACCGAGUUAGCGCCGUCAAGCGGGCCCUCUUUGGAUGAUUUGCUGAAUGCCGAGAAUGUAAAUUUGGACGAUAUAAUUUUUAAUGAACUAACAAUUCAAGAAAUUCGAAACGGACAUGAAAAACUCGCAAAUUAUUUAACAUCUCCGAACGUAAUCAGUGAAUUAGUUCUGGGUGCUCUGAAACCUCGAAUUGAUACUUCAUUGCCCGAAAAAGAACAGUACAAACGUGCUCACCAGUGUGCUGAAAUAUUAUCGUUAAAUAACGAACAGUUGAGUGUGGCGAUGUUAACAAGUAAUGAAUCAAAAAGUCUACUACUGAAUUUCCUAGAAGAUGAUAAUAUAAAUAAUUUGAUCGCUAGCUUCUACAUGAAAAUUAUCUCACAACUACUCAGUAAAUGUACCGACCAAGUGAGUUAA